CGGGGCUGUUCAGCUGCGUCCUUGCCGUUGUCGGAGAUACACUUGUCCUUAACAGUAAAAGAUAAGGAUAGAGUAUGUCUCCUUGCAGAUUGAAGCGGUCUGCAAUGCGUUCCGUUGUUGUGUGCACGUGGCUCCUGCUGGCGUGGACCGUGGUUACUGAGGUGGACGGCCAUGGCUACAUGCUGGUUCCCCCUGGUCGGUCUUCAGCCUGGAGAGUCAGCUUGGACUACUUCCACGUCAACUACAACGACAACGCUAACUACUGCGGUGGCCGUUCUACACAGCACGACAUCAACAACGGCAGUUGCGGACUCUGCGGAGACGACUUCAGGACUUCCCGCCCACGUGACAACGAAAGGGGCGGGUUCUAUUCUACCGGCAACAUCGUCGCGCAAUACGCCAGCGGCGGCGUGCUGGACGUGGCGGUCGUCAUAACUGCCAACCACAUGGGAAAGUUCUACUUCGCCAUCUUCCCUUCCAAUGACCCAAGCGAGUGGGAAGAGGAGUCCUUGUUUCAGCCGCUGUACAAUGCGGACACCGGGACGACGUACUAUGACGUUCCUGACAACACAGCGCGGACCUUCAGCGUUAAGUUGAAGAUACCAGACGACAUGGUGUGCAGUCACUGCGUGCUUCGCUGGAAAUACGUGGCAGCCAACAGCUGGGGCUGCAACUCCCCCGACGACUGUUGUCUGGGAUGCGGCAAUCAACAGGAACAGUUUUACUCCUGCGCUGACGUCAUCAUAACAAGGUCGGGAACAGAUGCUAUUCCACAAUGGAUUGCACCGAAUAAAGACUCUACCGGCACACCCAGAACUGCGGCAACUACAACACCUUCCCCAACCGUUCCUAUCGCACCUGAACCUACAACCACUACUCCUAAACCUACAACCACUACCCCUAAACCUACAACCACAACCCGAAGACCUAUCACCACUACCCGAAGACCUACAACCACUACCCGAAGACCUACGACCACUACCCGAAGACCUACGACCACUACUCGAAGACCUACAACCACAACCCCUGAUCCUAUUCCAAGGACCACCACUGCGAAAUCUACUACCACGUCAACGACAACCAGAGCCCCCGCUAAUCCGACCAGAGGCCCCGCUAAUCCGACCAGAGCCCCCGCUAAUCCGACACAGACAAAUAAGCUGCCAUUGGCCUGUACUAUAUAUUGUUUUGCUGUCUGUAAACCCGGAAAUACAUCCACAUUCUGCUAUAAAGAGCUUUGUGAAAAGUGUCCUGGAUAUAAAAACAUGUUUAAUAAAUGAUAUACUUGCUUU
Messenger RNA from Haliotis rufescens (red abalone), 1289 nucleotides. Its product is annotated as platelet glycoprotein Ib alpha chain-like. The transcript has 4 exons. The record is from RefSeq and is a predicted model, not a curated record. Lineage: Eukaryota; Metazoa; Mollusca; Gastropoda; Lepetellida; Haliotidae. Bases 75 to 1277 code for a protein of 400 amino acids.